CAUCCCAUCCUCUCAUCCCCUCAUCCCUUUCAUCAUCUUGUCUAUCCUCGUUCUUCUUCCGUCUCCUACACAUAACCAACUCGCUCAACAUGACGACCCCUAACAGAGUCAUCGUCGUCGGUGGUGGAUUGUCCGGCCUCAGCGCUGCCCACACGGUCUACCUCAACGGUGGUAAUGUGCUCGUUCUCGACAAGCAGAGUACGCUCUUCCCUGUCCCUGGAUACGAUACACCCAUACAUUCCAUGCGCGCACAUACACCAGACAACACAUUUCAGAACUAACUCUUUCCCAAGACUUCUUCGGUGGUAAUUCCACCAAGGCUACCUCCGGAAUCAACGGCGCCCUCACCCGCACACAGGUCGACCUCGGCAUCCAGGACAGCGUCAAGACUUUCUACGAUGAUACCCUCAAAUCCGCCAGAGACAAGGCUCGCCCAGAACUCAUCAAGGUCCUGACCUACAAGUCCGCGGCCGCCGUCGAAUGGCUGCAGGAUGUCUUUAACCUCGACCUGACCCUGGUUUCUCGUCUCGGUGGUCACUCCCAGCCCCGAACUCACCGUGGCCACGAUGCCAAGUUCCCCGGAAUGGCUAUCACAUACGCCCUGAUGCAGCGGUUGGAGGAGCUCGCUGAGACCGAGCCCCACCGUGUGCAAAUCAUCAAGAAGGCCCGCGUCACCGCCGUCAACAAGACCGGAAACGUCGCCACCGGUGUCACUUACGAGCUCAACGGGGAGUCUCACACUGCUGAUGGCGUGGUUGUCCUGGCUACUGGCGGAUAUGCUGCCGACUUUACCGACAACUCCCUUCUGAAGCAGCACCGCCCCGAUACCUGGAACCUCUCCAGUACUAACGGUACUCACGCAACUGGUGAUGGCCAGAAGAUGCUCAUGGCCAUCGGCGCCAACGGCAUCGAUAUGGACAAGGUCCAGGUCCACCCCACUGGUCUGGUCGACCCCAAGGACCCCACGGCCAAGUUCAAGUUCCUUGCUGCUGAAGCCCUCCGUGGUGAAGGUGGUCUCCUCCUCAACUCCGACGGCCAGCGAUUCUCCGAUGAGCUGGGUCACCGUGACUACGUGUCCGGCCAGAUGUGGAAGGAGAAGGAGAAGGGCAAGUGGCCCAUUCGCCUUGUCCUCAACAGCAAGGCUUCCAAGGUCCUUGACUUCCACACUCGCCACUACUCCGGCCGUGGCUUGAUGAAGAAGAUGACCGGCAAGGAACUGGCCAAGGAGAUUGGCUGUGGCGAGGCUGCUCUGAAGAAGACUUUCGACGAGUACAAUGCUAUUGCCGAGGGUAAGAUCAAGGACCCUUGGGGCAAGAAGUUCUUCCACAACAUGCCGUUUAGCAUCGACGAUGAAUUCCACGUCUCGUUGAUGGAGCCCGUCCUGCACUUCACCAUGGGUGGUAUCGAGAUCAACGACCGCGCCCAGGUCCUCAACUCCGAGCACAAGCCCUUCGAUGGCCUCUAUGCCUGUGGUGAAUUGGCAGGUGGUGUUCACGGUGCUAACCGUCUCGGUGGUUCCUCUCUGUUGGGCUGCGUCGUUUAUGGCAGAGUCGCCGGUGACAGUGCCAGCCAGUACCUCUUCCAGAAGACUCUCUCUUCCGGUGGUAGCGCCCAGCAGCGCCUGAACCAGAUCUCGCUGCACAUCGACCCUUCGACUCCCGGUAAGAUUUCUGUCGAGUGGAAUGGUGCCGGUGCCGGCUCCAGCUCCACUCAGGUUGCUGCCCCCGUUGCUGUAGCAGCUUCGACUCCCGAGGCGGCACCAGCUGCCGCCGCGAAGCCUGGCAAGUUCACCAUUCCUGAAACGGAGUACACUAUGGAAGAGGUUGCUAAGCACAACAAAAAGGACGACAUGUGGAUCGUAGUUAAGGGCGUUGUGCUGGACGUGACUAACUUCGGCGAUGAACAUCCCGGUGGUGCCAACGCCUUGUACAACUUUAUGGGCCGGGAUGCCACUGAAGAAUUUGCAAUGCUUCACGAUGAUGAGGUCAUCCCCAAGUACGCACCAAAUAUCGUCAUCGGCCGUGUCAAGGGCCAGACACCCAGCCUAGAGCUAUGAGAUCGUCCAUGUUGCUUGCUUUAGAGAAUCUUAAGAAAUUUGCCAGAAUCUCAAAAGAGACUUGCUUUAUUUCUCCCCCGUUCUCCUUCCGUUUAUUAUUUAAUUUCUCUCUUGCGUCCAUGUUUUAUUCCAUACCCCCUUUUCAUGUAUGUUAAUUUUGGGUACGCUGUGCAUUGUAUGCCUUACGGGAUAAAUUUAGGAUAUUCUGUCUUCUUCUUUCGCUUUCUAGAGUAGGUACAUGGGAUUUCUUUGGACUGGACAGUUCAUUUGGAAGAUCUGAACUACACUAUUGG
Monascus purpureus is the source of this 2349-nucleotide messenger RNA. The record is from the annotation of a GenBank genome assembly. NCBI's taxonomy places the organism in Eukaryota, Fungi, Ascomycota, Eurotiomycetes, Eurotiales, Aspergillaceae.